Molecule: messenger RNA, 2802 nt
Organism: Fonsecaea erecta
Lineage: Eukaryota; Fungi; Ascomycota; Eurotiomycetes; Chaetothyriales; Herpotrichiellaceae
Exons: 1
Coding region: 1-2802 (933 amino acids)
Biological process (GO): telomere maintenance via telomerase
Cellular component (GO): telomerase catalytic core complex
Molecular function (GO): telomeric repeat DNA binding; telomerase RNA binding
Source: RefSeq, a predicted model, not a curated record
AUGACUCUGAAAUCAUCUCCGUGGCCUGAUAUCCUCUCCUUGCUGGGAGUUGACGGUGAAGUUAUCUUUUCAAGCCUGCUCCUGGAUUGUGGUGUCUUCACUCGGAUAGCAAGUGGAAGAGGCAACUAUUUUCAGUUGAGCGGUAUUCCACUCUCGCAAUUGCCUCAGAUUCCACGUAAACCUCCAGCAAAGGGCAUCUUGCCGAAGAGACGUGAUUGUCAAGAGCGGCCACUUGGGGACAUUCGCUUCGUCAGAAAUCGCAUGUUUUAUGCUAGACCCUUCUCUAACGCUGUUGGCAAGGUCAAAGUAGGGCUUCACCAUACUCAUAUUCUACAAAGAUUGCCGGAUGCUGCGCAACAGCACCAGGCAGUCCACCUUUUGAAGUACGUCUUUCCGCGCCAGUUCGAUCUGCACAAUGCUUUCACAUCACUAGUUCAACCGAGCGAGACGGCGCAUCGGUUCAAAGACUACACGGUCCGCGAACAGGAAAUCACUGGACUGAAAAAAAAGUCGUUGACUUGGUCGCCACGUCGCCUUCGUGGUGAUCCGAUGCGCCUCGUCCAGAAAAUCCAUCAAAACCACAAAUCAUGUUCCUACAGCCAGCUCUUGAGACAUUAUUGCCCUCUACCGUCUAUGGGCUAUGAAGAGCCUCUCAUCCAGAGGAACGGAAGACUAUCGUCCACAGGAGCCUCUGGACUCUUCACCACACAGAUCGAACCAUCUGGGAUGUCACGAACAAACUCGAACUUGACUUGGAGCAGUAACAACGGAGAGUCUUCGUUUUUACCACAUUCAACUCCUCUGGCGAGGGUCUCGGCAUUCUGCCGCUCGGUCAUCUCUCAUCUGCUCCCGCGCAACGCCUUUGGAACCGGCCCGGGCGGUCAGCAGAAUUAUGAAAUGAUGAUGAACAGGAUCGACGAAUUUGUUCGAAUGCGCCGAUUUGAGACCAUGAGCUUGCACGAGGUUGUCCAAGGAAUGCAUGUAAGGUCGAUUGCGUGGCUAGUAGGACCAAAAUGUUUAGAUGGGAGACUGUCCAGGUCCGAUUUCAAAAAGCGGCUCGAGAUUUUUCACGAAUUUGUCUACUACAUCUUUGACUCUUUACUCAUACCGAUCAUUCGAGCGCACUUUUAUGUUACCGAAAGUUCCACCCACCGCUAUCGGUUGUUCUAUUUCCGGCAGGACGUAUGGCGCAAACUCUCCGAGCCCACGCUUGCAGCACUGAGGCUGAACAUGUAUACUCCAAUCGGACCAGGCCAAGCUCGGCAAAAGUUACAAUCUCAAACAUUGGGAUAUAGCCAUCUUCGUCUGCUGCCGAAGGACCAAGGUGCAAGACCCAUUACAAACUUGAGGCGACGUCAACCGAAGCUGAAGGGUGGGAAAAGACUUCUCGGAGACAGCAUCAACGCCCAACUGGCCCCUGUCUUUCAAGUGCUCAACUUUGAACGAGGACGCAAUCCUGCGCCGUUAGGCUCUGCCUUGUUAUCAGUUGGUGACAUUCACGGAAAGGUGGCGGGAUUCAAGAAGGUAAUCGGGUCGGAAUCUCCUCUGUUUUUCGUCAAGGUUGAUAUCAAAUCUUGCUUCGACACCAUUCCCCAAGAACCUCUGCUGCGACUGGCCAGCUCUUUACUUAUUGAAGCAUCAUACCGGACAACGAAACACCUUGAAGUCAAGGCGAGGAAUUUUGGACGGUGCACAGUCCAUGAAGGUGUGAGGCGACGCUUCGCGGGCAUGGCCCGCCCAGCUGAUACUUUUGCGGUGCUCUCGGAGGCAUCAGUGUCCAACAUAGCCUCCGGGAAACGCCAUGUGGUCAUCGCGGACACAGGAAACAACAGAAUCUGGAAUCGAGAUUCCUUACUGGAGCUCCUCGAAAGUCAUGUGGGAGACAGCAUGAUCAAGAUUGGCAAAAAGUACAUGAAGCAGAUUGAUGGCAUUCCCCAAGGUUCAAUUCUCAGCAGCCUUCUCUGCAGCUACUUUUACGGUGCAUUCGAGCGGAACGAAUUGGGAUUUUUAAUGCGGGAAUCGUGCCUGCUAUUGCGACUCAUUGACGAUUUCUUGUUGAUCACGACGGACAACAAGCUUGCUCGACGGUUUCUCCAGGUUAUGGCAAGUGGUGACCAGCACUACGGGAUCCAGGUCAAUGCCGAAAAGUCUCUGGUCAAUUUUGACGUGACUAUCAACGGGAAGAAAGUGCCACGAAUUCACGGGAGCACCUUUUUCCCGUACUGUGGGAUGGAAAUCCACAUGAAGACCUUGGAGUUGAGGAAAGACAGAGAGAAAAAAGACGCGUUUAUCAGCAAUGCACUGACAGUGGAAAGUGGUUCGAAACCCGGCAUGACUUUGAAAAGGAAAAUUCUGUCCUCUCUCAAACUGCAGAUGCAUGCCAUGUUGCUGGACAUGUCACUCAACAGCCGGAGCCAAGUAGUCUCGACACUGCUUGGGAAUUUCAUGGAGUCAGCGAUGAAGAUGCACCAGUAUGUUACGGGAUUGGCAGCCAGGAGACAACCGUCGCAGAAGCUCCUUCGAAGCGUGAUGGAAGACCUCAUCUCGGUGGGAAACAAGAUUUGUUGCGAGAAGAAUGGCAACAAUGCGCAAGUCAGGCAUGUCAGCCGGCGACAAAUGUGCUGGAUCGCCGCAGUGGCCUUUGAGAGUAUUCUCGAGCGCAAACAGAGCCAGUAUAAGGAGUUGCUGAUCUGGUUGAGAUCGCUGCGAGAAAGCACACAGCCCAGUAUGAACAUGGAAGAAGCAGCCAUCGCACGGCUUCUGCAACAAAACGAGAAAGCAUUUCGCAGCUAUGUAUAUUGA